AUGAAUACUAGCUACGAAGAAGAAUACAAAGCAGCGAUGUUUGCUUGCGAGCAGGCGCAGGCGAGCGCCAUGAAUCUUGCUGCAAAACUAGAGCUCCUUCGCGCCCAGAACAUCGAGCUGCGCAAAUUGAUCCUGGAAGAAACCGAGAAGGGCGAGAAGAUUGUCAAUGAUAUUUUGAAUCUCAAGCUAAUUACCGGUGUUUUUCUAAGCGAGCUUUCUGAAGCAAACAUGUCUUGGAACGACCGAAUGCGCGUGUACGAUCCAGCGACCCGCCCGCAAUAUCCAUUGCCUAAAAUCGGCCGACCUAUAGUCUCUUAA
Wickerhamiella sorbophila is the source of this 318-nucleotide messenger RNA. RefSeq lists its product as hypothetical. The transcript has a single exon. The record is from RefSeq and is a predicted model, not a curated record. Bases 1 to 318 code for a protein of 105 amino acids. Lineage: Eukaryota; Fungi; Ascomycota; Dipodascomycetes; Dipodascales; Trichomonascaceae.